GAUGGAUUUGUUUUGUUUUUAUUUUUGGGCGAAUCAUGCCCCGUCGAAGAGGCAGGAUCAGCUCGGGUCGCAGUCGCGCGGGGCCCGCGGCCCGAUCGACGCCCCCACGACCAUUUCCCUCGAUCGCCGCCUCCACCCGCUCCAGUUUGAAAAACCGCUGUCCUCAUCGCCUUCCUCACCGAGAACCCAGCCACUCUGGUCUCUCUCUAGUCUGACUCUGCUCUGCUCUGGGGUCUCGCGCUCGCGACUCCUCGGGCGGCGCGCCUCGCCGGUCGCCAUGGCCUCCUCCUCUUCUGAGUUGAGGCCCGCGAGCAGGAGGAUCGUCGAUUACCUCAACGACGGCGAGGAGCUCGGGGCCCUGGGGGCGGUGGUGACGCCGCCGUGUUCCCCUGCUGCGGUUGCGGUGGGGAAACAGGCCAAGUCCGCGCUGCCCAGGUUCAGGUGGCCGCGGCUCGUCAGGUUGCGGAGAGAGGGAGGCGGCGACGAGGGGAAGCCGGGGGUCGUGGUGGUGGAGAAGGGCGACGACCUCCCCGUGGCGGCCGCGUCUACCUCAGGAUGCGAAUCAUCAGCGGCGAGCGACAAGAGGCAUCCCGACCUCGGCGUCGGGCUAAGCCUGCUGUUCCUGCUGGCCAAGACGUCCGACGAGUUCAACAAGAUGGCCAAGGUGCGCGCGGAGAUGGAGGCGCUCCUGAGAGAGUUAAAAGACGGGGUUAGGACCAAGAGCGGCGGCACCGAGGGCCACGGCGCGCCGAAAGACCGCAACCGCGAGUCCACCACGUCGAGCUGCGUCACCGACGGCAACGACCAGACCGCAAGCGCUCGCCUGGAGUACCAGCUCGCCUCGUCUUGCGUGGAGCCGGCGGGCUACGAGAGGUCGUCCGAGGAUGACGGAGGCUGCUGUGCGAGGAUGGAGUUGGACGUGCUUGAGGAGGAGUUCCACGCCGAGCUGGAGCUGCUUCAGGGUAACUAUGAGUCAGGGACACCAUCGUUUCUGCCUGAAGAAGAAGAAGAGGAACACUAUUCCGAGCCCUACGACGAGAUGGCCGACUACCGGGAUGGAGUUGAUGAAGAUUCAAGGGGAGGUGUUGAGGAUGAAGACGACGACGACGACCAUGACGCUGAGUACAACGGAGUUUCUGCCGUACAGUUGGAGAGAAGGCUCCACGAGCUUCUCCACGAAAGAAACCGGGACCGGAUUGAGGAGCUGGAAGCCGCGUUGAGGCGUGCGGAGAAGAAGCUUGUUGAGAAAGAAAUGGAGGUGUCCCUGUGGAAGGACACGGCUAAGUUUGCGUUGAGACAGGACAAGGAGUUGCAAUGAGCAUCGAAUUUCUCCUGUUCUCUUUCAAUCGUACAACUCUUGCGCACGAUUUCAUCGGCUGUCCAUGAUCACCGACCGCCGAAGGAGGAUUUUGGUCAAACAAGGUUUGCCAUGGCGAACUGCGGUUUGUGGAAGAUAUAGUCAACCUGUUCAUACCAAAGUUUAGUGCUAGCAUAUUAGAUCUCCAGUGAACGUUUUGGGCUCCGGUAAAAAUCAGUAGAAUGCUGUGUAACAGUGUAAGUUAGCCUACUGGUGUACGGAUCAAUAUGAGAUUUGAUACUUCAUGUUUCUGUAUGCGCAUUACAUGGAUGGAUUAUGUGUGAAAUCAGACUUCUCA
Zea mays is the source of this 1655-nucleotide messenger RNA. RefSeq names its product protein POLAR-like 1. Gene Ontology annotation, biological process: asymmetric cell division. The record is from RefSeq and is a predicted model, not a curated record. The transcript has 3 exons. Lineage: Eukaryota; Viridiplantae; Streptophyta; Magnoliopsida; Poales; Poaceae. Bases 2 to 1318 code for a protein of 438 amino acids.